Molecule: messenger RNA, 2714 nt
Organism: Scomber japonicus (chub mackerel)
Lineage: Eukaryota; Metazoa; Chordata; Actinopteri; Scombriformes; Scombridae
Gene: prkcda
Product: protein kinase C, delta a
Exons: 18
Coding region: 85-2139 (684 amino acids)
Biological process (GO): protein phosphorylation
Molecular function (GO): diacylglycerol-dependent serine/threonine kinase activity; ATP binding
Source: RefSeq, a predicted model, not a curated record
GGGGAAGAGAAAGCAACUUUUCGUCGUCGGUGAAAAGAACCAGCACCGAGUUUGCAGGACGAGGUGACCCCGGUACUCGUGACCAUGGCUCCUUUCUUGAGGAUCGCCUUUAACUCGUACGACCUGGGCGUCCUGCCCCCGCUGGCUGAUCCGCCCUUCUGUGCAAUCAAAAUGAAGGAAGCUUUGACUACUGAACGAGGUAAGACCCUUGUUCAGCGGAAACCCACCAUGUAUCCAGCGUGGAAAGCCAGUUUUGAUGCACACAUCUACGAGGGCCGUGUGCUUGAGGUACUGCUGAUGAAGACAGCUGAGGAGCCGCUGGCUGAGGUCACUGUUGGUGUGUCCGUACUUGCUGAGCGCUGCAAGAAAGCCAACGGGCGCGCUGAAUUCUGGGUGGAUCUCCAUCCUUCUGGGAAAGUGAUGAUGGCAGUGCAGUACUUUCUGGAGGGAGUAGACACAGAGAGUAAGCAGGCUGCAAAGGAGGAAGAGGCUCCGACCCUGAACCGUAGACGAGGGGCCAUCAAGCAGGCAAAGAUCCACUUCAUAAAGAACCACGAGUUCAUCGCCACGUUCUUCAGACAGCCCACUUUCUGCUCUGUGUGCAGAGAGUUUGUCUGGGGGCUCAACAAGCAAGGCUAUAAAUGCAGACAGUGUAAUGCGGCCAUCCACAAGAAAUGCAUAGACAAAAUCAUCGGCAGAUGUACUGGUACUGCUGCCAACAGUCGUGAUACUGUGUUCCAAAAGGAACGCUUUAAGAUUGAUAUGCCACAUCGUUUCAAGACCAACAACUACAUGAGUCCCACCUUCUGUGACCACUGUGGAAGUCUGCUGUGGGGUCUGGUUAAACAAGGCCUCAAGUGUGAAGAUUGUGCCAUGAAUGUCCAUCACAAAUGUCAGGAUAAAGUGGCCAACCUUUGUGGUAUCAACCAGAAAUUACUAGCUGAAGCACUCACACAAGUCAGCCAGAAAUCUUCCACUCGCCGUUCAGAUCCAAACCUGCCUAAUCUACCUGAUAUUGGAAUCUAUGAUGAGGUCAAUAAGCUUGCUGGACUGGAAAUCAAUGAUGGAUCUCCCUAUGGCAAGCUGUGGGAUGGAUCUAGCCCACGGCCUCAGUCUCGUAUUACACAUCUGACCCGCGUCAAUGUGGACAACUUCAUCUUUCACAAGGUCUUGGGAAAAGGCAGCUUUGGCAAGGUUCUCCUGGCAGAGUUGAAAGGUCGUGGAGAGUACUUUGCGGUGAAGGCUCUGAAGAAAGAUGUAGUGCUGAUGGAUGACGAUGUGGAGUGCACCAUGGUAGAGAAGAGAGUCUUGGCUUUAGCCUGGGAUAACCCCUUCCUCACACACCUUUACUCCACCUUCCAGACCAAGGAGCAUCUGUUCUUUGUGAUGGAGUAUCUCAAUGGUGGAGACCUGAUGUUUCAUAUUCAAGAGAAAGGGCGCUUUGAACUCUACAGAGCCACAUUCUACUCAGCUGAGAUCAUCUGUGGUCUUAAGUUCUUACAUUCCAAAGGGAUCAUCUACAGAGAUCUAAAGUUAGACAAUGUGAUGUUGGAUCACGAUGGACACAUAAAGAUCGCCGACUUUGGCAUGUGCAAGGAGAAUGUGUUUGGAGAGAACCGCGCCACGACUUUCUGCGGUACUCCUGACUAUAUCGCUCCAGAGAUCCUGCUGGGACAGAAAUACUCCUUCUCAGUUGACUGGUGGUCAUUUGGGGUGCUGCUGUAUGAAAUGCUGGUUGGACAAUCACCUUUCCACGGAGACGAUGAAGAUGAGUUGUUUGAGUCUAUCCGCAUGGAUACUCCCCACUAUCCUCGCUGGAUCAACAAGGAGGCCAAAGACUUGCUUGAGCGGCUGUUUGAGAGAGACCCCACGCGCAGGCUAGGAAUUGUGGGUAAUAUCUGUGCACAGCCCUUCUUCAAGUCCAUUAACUGGCAGGCCUUGGAGAAGAGAGAAGUUGAACCGCCCUUCAAACCCAAAGUGAAAGCACCAAACGAUUGCAGCAACUUUGACCGGGAGUUCCUCAGUGAGAAGCCCCGUCUUUCCCACAGCGAUAAGAACUUCAUAGACUCCAUGGACCAGUCAGCGUUUGCUGGCUUUUCAUUCAUCAACCCCGAGAUGGAGCACCUUCUGGAAAAGUAACUGUUUUAUGGACAGUCAAAUACCUACUGUUGAUGGGAGUCACACGGUUAAACUUGUACAUGAGUGUGCUGCUCCACAAGCAGUAUUAUGUGUGACCCUAUUUUAAGCACAAACUAUUCUCCUUGGGUACGUAUAGAAAUUAGAAGAGAAAAAAAAUGCCCUUGUACUGUAUAUAUUUGUUGUAAUUGUGUUUGUGUGCAUGCCUCUAGAUUAUGAAGGCCUGUAUGAGUAAUAAUAUUAGGAUGGGAGAUUGAAUACAUUCCACUUGACAUCACUGCUACCAUCUGCAGCCAUCCUGUGUCCCUUUUGUUAAUAACCAAUUCAACUCAACUGAAAAUUUAAGGAAAAAGAAACCAGUAGGAAAAUUGUACUGUAUACUUCAAAUGUAGAUUGUGUGAAUAAGUUGACUGCAUGUAUAUAUAACUCAGACCAACAGAAACCUAUUCAUCUUUAAAUAUAGCUCAUUCAUGAACGUUAUCUGUUUUUGAAACAUGGAUAAAUCAUGCCUUGCUGACAAAGAAGAACUUGUGGUUGUGUGGUUGACUGAACUGUGCCAUGUAAAGAUCACAUUAAAA